UUGCACAGUGCAGGCCUUUAGAAGAUGUGCUGCUGCAAGUACAUACCUGUGCAGGUGCUGUUUUCUGGGUUAGGACAUGCCAUAAUUAGUGCGACAUGCUCGUUUUGUUUCUUCACUGGCUGCCUUAUCCCAGCUGGAGAGAGAAUCAGUCUGACGAGUCUGUUUAGAGCUGUUUGAAGAGGCUGAAUAAAUAUAUUUAAAAAAAAAAAAAACAUUAAUACAAAUCUACUUGGCAAACUUCAGGGAUGUGCUAACUGCCUCCCUGAUUUUGGCCAGUCUUGACAUCUGGACAGUUUUUAUUUCUUUCUCUAAGUGAAACUUGUGUGUUUUACUGCACCUGGGAAAAAUACAGCAAGCCUGAACAAUGUACUACGUGAAAAAGAAGUCCCAGUACAAUCUGCUGAACAGCAGCAUGGAUCAAAAUCUGGGCAGCCGAGCUGCCUCUGCCAGCCCGUACAGCUCCGAGCACACCUCGAAUGUCCCGACGCCUUCGCCCUACUCACAGCCCAACUCUACCUUCGAUGCCAUGUCACCCGCACCAGCCAUCCCCUCCAACACUGACUACCCGGGGCCACACAGCUUCGAGGUCACCUUCCAGCAAUCCAGCACAGCCAAGUCAGCCACCUGGACGUACUCUCCUUUACUGAAGAAGCUGUACUGUCAGAUUGCUAAGACCUGUCCCAUACAGAUCAAGCUGUCCUCGCUGGCCCCCCCGGGCAGUGUGAUCCGGGCCAUGCCGGUCUAUAAGAAGGCAGAGCAUGUGACCGAAGUGGUGAAGCGCUGCCCCAACCACGAGCUUGGCAGAGACUUCAAUGACGGUCAGGUGGCUCCAGCGAGUCACCUGAUUCGGGUGGAAGGGAAUAACUUGUCCCAGUACGUAGAUGACCCAGUGACUGGAAGGCAGAGUGUGAUGGUACCUUAUGAGUCACCACAGGUUGGAACAGAAUGCACUACGAUCCUGUACAACUUCAUGUGUAACAGCAGUUGUGUGGGAGGCAUGAACAGAAGACCCAUUCUUAUUAUUAUAACUCUGGAGACCAGAGAUGGCCAGGUCCUGGGUCGAAGGUCGUUUGAGGGGCGUAUCUGCGCCUGUCCUGGGCGGGACAGGAAAGCAGACGAGGAUCACUUCCGCGAGCAGCAGGCCAUGAACGACAGCGUGAACAAAAACGGCAACGCAAACAAACGCACUUUUAAACAGACACCUCCGAACAUCCCAGGCCCAGGCGUCAAUAUGAAAAAGCGACGACAUGGCGAAGAGGAGAUUUAUUAUAUUCCUGUGCGUGGCCGGGAGAACUUUGAGAUCCUGAUGAAGAUCAAGGACAGUCUGGAGCUGGUGGAGCUGGUCCCUCAGCAGAUGGUAGACUCAUACAGACAGCAACAGCAGCAGCUGCUCCAGAGACAGAACCCCGUCCAGCCCCCCACCUCUUACGGCUCUGUGCUGCCCAACAUGAACAAGAUGCACGGAGGAAUCAACAAGCUGCCUUCCGUCAACCAGCUUGUCGGACAGCAGCCCCAGCAGAACCAGAGCGCAGCACCCAACAUGGGACCCAUGGGUCCCGGCAUGAUGAACAGUCACCACAUGCAGCAAAAUGGUGACAUGAACGGAGGUCAUUCUGCCCAGUCAAUGGUGUCUGCAUCCCACUGCACCCCUCCCCCGCAAUAUAACCCUGACCCCAGCCUCGUCAGUUUUUUAACGAGUCUCGGCUGUCAAAACUGCAUUGAAUACUUCACAUCCCAGGGGCUACAGAACUUGUACCAUCUCCAGAACCUAACAAUGGAGGACCUCGUGGCUCUGAAGAUCCCGGAGCAGCUCCGCCUGGUGAUCUGGAGAGGGCUCCAGGACCUGAAACAGGGUCACGACUACGGGGGCCAGCAGCUCAUCCGCUCCUCCAGCAGCAACACCUCCACCAUGGCCAUCGGCCCCACGGGGGAGCUGCAGCGGCAGCGCGUCAUGGAGGCCGUUCACUUCCGCGUGCGACACACCAUCACCAUCCCCAACCGCACUAGCACGGGAACCUCUGAGGACUGGCCCGACUUCGGCUUCGAUGUCCCGGACUGCAAGUCCCGCAAGCAAUCCAUCAAGGAGGAGUUUACAGAAAACGAGAUCAAUUAGCGAACUGUCAACCGCAGCGGCAACGAAACAGGAGGGGCGGCCGGGAGGGGAGGGAAAGGGGGCCUGGGAAGUUUACAGCGGAAACGAAAUAAAACGAGAAAGGCUCUUGGAAUUCUUCUUUUACCCCGUUAAAGGAGUUUUAAUCAAGGCACUUCCUUUUUUAUUUUUUUUAUUUUUUAUUUUUUUAAAGUCGGUGAGAAAUGGAAAUCUGGAGUGUUUAAACCAUGGUAGAUUGCCUCUUAUUUGACACUCGCUGUCUUUAAUUUGGACGUUUAAAAAUAAAAGGAGAUGUCUUUAAUAUCGGGAAUGGGGGUAAUCGAAACACUACAGUAAAGGUUUUCCAAAAGUGAAUUUUAUGCAGCUGAAGCAGGUCUUGUUUUUGAGGAAUAAGGCGGUUUUUAGGUUGUGGGGUUCUCCAGUGUUUUUCACGUACCGAUGUUAUGAAGGGAGAGUGUUCAAACACCUGCUUGGUCAAGUCUAGUAUUUUGUGGUCAGGUUUGCUGUUGAAAAAUACAUUUUAAAACCAAGGAGAAAAUUAUGCAUUGUAAAACACGGGGAGACUGUUGCUGUUACCUGCGUAUCUAGUGAACCUCCUUCCCUCCAAUGAUAUUUUCAAGGGGAGACCCACGCCCAUCCCCACACUGACUUGAAUAGGAACAACGCCCCCCCCCCCACAUACUGACUGGAAUACGAACCACGCCCAUCCCCAUACUGACUGGACUACAAGCCACGCCCACACCCCCAUACUGACUGGAAUAGGAGCCACACCCAUAAUGACUGGUGCUCCACCUCCUUCCUUCACUCCUCCCAGUCUCUGCCAUGCAUAUCUUUAGUCUGCCAGUUUAUUCAAUGGACUGCCAAAACAAACAGCAUGCUUCUGAGCGAGCGGAAAAUUAGUGACCAGAGAUGCAGUGACCAGCUAUCGAUGCGUAUAUGUAAGAAAAAAGGUACAGUUGAAAGACAAAUUUGUUUUGUCCUUUUUAACAUUGAAAGAAAAGUGUUCUCUGAUAAUGUGUUUAAAACAGUGACCUUAGAGACCCCAGUCUGCUGUCGUUCCAUUGUGAAUGUUGCUUCUUCUGUAAAUGUAAACAGAUGUAUAUUGAAACAGAUGCGUGAACAAUCACGUUUGUGUAUUUUUUGUGGGAACAACUUUACAAGUGAUUUGUCAC
Polyodon spathula (Mississippi paddlefish) is the source of this 3282-nucleotide messenger RNA. RefSeq names its product tumor protein p73-like. The transcript has 12 exons. Gene Ontology annotation, molecular function: protein binding; DNA-binding transcription factor activity, RNA polymerase II-specific; RNA polymerase II cis-regulatory region sequence-specific DNA binding. Gene Ontology annotation, biological process: apoptotic process; regulation of transcription by RNA polymerase II; protein tetramerization. Lineage: Eukaryota; Metazoa; Chordata; Actinopteri; Acipenseriformes; Polyodontidae. Gene Ontology annotation, cellular component: nucleus. Bases 365 to 2113 code for a protein of 582 amino acids. The record is from RefSeq and is a predicted model, not a curated record.